AAACCGAUCGCGGUGCGCUGGGCUUUUAACUCGGUUCGGCUCGGCUCCAGCGAGUCAGUUGGUCUUUGAACGAUCGACGCGGCGGUGGCACGCACCUGUGUGUACUUUCGCACUUUGUCUCGUAUUUUUCUGUCCUCUGCGUUUCGACUCGUUUCUUUGGUUCUUCAUUGCGUACUGCGAAAGUCUCGAUAUACAGUCAUGAGGUUGAACUCCGUUUUGCCGAAUUUCCAAGCCGACUCGACCAAGGGCCCGAUCGACUUUUACGAGUGGCAGGGCGAUUCAUGGAUCGUGUUGUUCUCUCAUCCUGCCGAUUUUACGCCCGUGUGCACCACCGAACUCGGCCGAUUGGCCGUGCAUCAGCCGCACUUCGAGAAGCGAAAUACGAAAUUGCUCGCGCUGUCGGUCGACAAACUCGACGAUCACGUCGACUGGGUGAACGACAUCAAAUCCUACUGUCCCGACAUACCCGGCGACUUUCCGUAUCCGAUCGUGGCCGAUCCCGAGCGCAAAUUGGCCGUCGAGCUCGGUAUGAUCGACGAGGAGGGCCGCAACGAUCCCAGCCAGGCUUACACCAUCAGGGCGCUGUACGUCGUCAGUCCGGAUCAUCGGCUCAGACUGUCCAUGCAUUAUCCCACCUCGACGGGUCGCAAUGUCGACGAAAUAUUGAGAGUCAUCGAUUCGUUGCAGCUGGUCGAUCGCAAGCCCGAGAUCGUUACACCCGCAAACUGGACCCCCGGAGAUAAAGUCAUGAUCGUUCCGAGCGUCAAGGAGGAGGACAUACCGGCUCUGUUCCCCAACGGGAUCGAUCGGGUCACCAUGCCGUCCGGUAAAAAUUACGUCCGCACGACCACCGAUUAUUGAUUUCCAUUGUCGCACUAUUUUUUACUUCUAUACACCUUUACGAUAUUUUGUUACGCAUAAACACGAGAGAGAGAAAAAAAAUAAAGAGCCUCAGAGUUUUAACGCA
Molecule: messenger RNA, 967 nt
Organism: Trichogramma pretiosum
Lineage: Eukaryota; Metazoa; Arthropoda; Insecta; Hymenoptera; Trichogrammatidae
Product: peroxiredoxin-6-like
Exons: 5
Coding region: 199-861 (220 amino acids)
Biological process (GO): cell redox homeostasis; cellular oxidant detoxification
Cellular component (GO): cytosol; mitochondrion
Molecular function (GO): peroxiredoxin activity
Source: RefSeq, a predicted model, not a curated record